UCGCUGACACAAACAUUAAAGAAGAAAAAAAAAACAAAUAACUAUGGUUUGUUAUGAACAACUCUAGUUAAAAAUGUUACAAUUUCUAUAAUAAAAAAGUGCAAUAUUGUUUUCAAGCAAAUAAAAAUGCCAGAUAAACAAACAAAAUUAACUGAACGCGAUGACGGUGUUGAGCUGGAAACACAAGUCGUAUUACGAAUGCCAUCGGAACCGGCACAAGUAUUGCGUGAAACAUUACGUGAAGGUGGACCAAAUUUAAAAGAUCGUUUGACUGUAAAAUUGGAAAAUGAUUUACGAUACGGUGAAGUUCGAUUCGACCAUUGGCUGAUGUACACAAAAUUGGUGGAUUUACCAACAGUCACCGAAUCACUUAAAACGAUUGAUGGUAAAAAUUUCUACAAAACUGCCGAUAUUUGUCAAAUGUUGAUGUGUAAAUAUGAAGAGCCAGAUGCACCGACCACCGACGAUGAAUCACCAACAAAAAAUAAGAAAAAAGAUUCAAAUAAAGUGGACAAAAAGUUUUUAUGGCCACACGGUGUGACGCCACCGUGUAAAAAUGUUCGAAAACGUCGUUUUCGUAAAAUAUUGAGAAAAAAAUGUGUUGAAGCGCCGGAAAUUGAAAAAGAAGUAAAACGAUUGUUGCGUGCCGACAAUGAAGCCGUUCAGGUUAAAUGGGACAUUGUACUGGAAGAAGAAGAUCCAAGCAAACCAAAUAUGAUGAUAGGCAAUGAUGAAAGUACAUCACAAUCGGCUGUUGCAAUGGACAUUGCCGGUACAUCGGAAUUGGAUAAAAUUUCGAAACCGGACACAGGAAAAGCAAUCGAAGAUAGUUCGGAUGUUAUUCCACGCGAUAUUGAUAUUUUCGGUGAAGAUUUAUCAUCGUCCGAUGAUGAAGAUAAUAAUAAUAUAAAUGUUGAUGUUGAUGAAACGAGCCGAUUGUCCGGUGACGAUAGUCGAUCGAAUUUCUCCAGUUCGAUGCCGAGCGGUUCAAUGGCCACUGAAUUCAAUAAGCAAAUGUUUAAUCGCAGUCCGUCACGAUUGCGUCAAACAAGCGAUAGCAUGGAUUUACCACACUCGCCCAUAUCCGCAUCAACCAGUCGCCCAUACUAUGAUAACGAUCACAUUGAACCCGAUGACAAUGAAUUUGGUAUGCCACAAAUGUGCCAAGAUGAAAUACAAGGUAAAAUCGCUGAUUUACGUCGUCAAUUGAACGACUUAUGCGAUCAACGUAUUGCCAAGGAACAAGAGAUUUCAUCGAUUGAAAAUGAAACAUUGCGCGCACGAAUGCAGGAUGCACUUGACAAUAUAUUAAGCCAAAUUAUUGAAAGAGAAAUGGAAUUGCAAGACUAUCAAUCAAUGCUUUUCUAAUAAUAAUUUUAUACAAAAACACACACACACGCAGACACAUAUUAUUACACUAUCCUUUCACAAAUUCAAUAGAAAUCAAUUUUUAUGGUCAAAAAUAAAAGAGAAAG
Contarinia nasturtii (swede midge) is the source of this 1475-nucleotide messenger RNA. Its product is annotated as transcription initiation factor TFIID subunit 7-like. The record is from RefSeq and is a predicted model, not a curated record. The coding region runs from base 127 to 1368 and encodes 413 amino acids. Gene Ontology annotation, cellular component: transcription factor TFIID complex. NCBI's taxonomy places the organism in Eukaryota, Metazoa, Arthropoda, Insecta, Diptera, Cecidomyiidae. Gene Ontology annotation, biological process: transcription initiation at RNA polymerase II promoter; RNA polymerase II preinitiation complex assembly. The transcript has a single exon. Gene Ontology annotation, molecular function: RNA polymerase II general transcription initiation factor activity.